Phytophthora nicotianae INRA-310 is the source of this 2226-nucleotide messenger RNA. Its product is annotated as phosphoenolpyruvate carboxykinase (ATP). The record is from RefSeq and is a predicted model, not a curated record. Lineage: Eukaryota; Oomycota; Peronosporomycetes; Peronosporales; Peronosporaceae. The coding region runs from base 325 to 1926 and encodes 533 amino acids. Gene Ontology annotation, cellular component: cytosol. Gene Ontology annotation, biological process: gluconeogenesis. Gene Ontology annotation, molecular function: ATP binding; phosphoenolpyruvate carboxykinase (ATP) activity. The transcript has a single exon.
CGUAUGCACUAAGUGCUACCAGAGACGUGGCACGGGAACCAAACAACGUCGACAAGGGCGUGUCAUCCCCGCCACUUUGUUGCAGAAAGCGGUAGGGCUCUCCGAUCGAAAUGCAACGUCGCCGUGCUUCACAUCGGGUCGCUGCUGUUGUGUUGGGACGUCGCGUGCACUGCUCUGCCCCCACACUCGAACCGCACAACCAUCAUCUCGGACGUCGACUCAGACACGUCUUCCAACUCGAAACUCACUUUCCAAUUGGCAUCGGUCUGAGCACAUCCAGCUCAACCUUCAUCCAAGUACAAGACAACUCAACCGACUGACAAAAUGGCGCAGCAUGAGACCACGACCGCCGCCCUGGGCCUGGGUGAGCUUGGCAUUGAGAACGGCUGCAAGGUGUUCCACAACCUGACGUACGAGCAGCUCGCGGACCACGAGAAGAAGUACAACGAGGGCACGUUCGUGGCCAACGGCACGUUCGCCGUGGACACGGGCAAGUUCACGGGCCGCUCGCCCAAGGACAAGUUCAUCGUCAAGCAGGAGCCGUCCCAGGACAACGUGUGGUGGGGUUCGAUCAACCAGCCCACGACUCCCGAGGUGUUCGACGCGCUGUACGCCAAAGCCGCCAAGCACUUCAGCUCCGUGGACCGCAUGUACGUGUUCGACGGCCACUGCGGUGUGAACGAGAAGUCCCGCCUGAACGUGCGCAUCAUCACGGAGCUGGCGUGGCAGCACCACUUCGUGACCAACAUGUUCAUCCGCCCGGAGUUCGCUAGCGUGGCGGAGAACUUCCAGGCCGACUUCACGGUCAUCAACGCGUGCAACGUCGUGGACGAGGACUGGGAGGCCCACGGACUCCACUCGGAAGUGUUUGUGAUCUUCAACAUUGAGAAGCACAUGGCUAUCAUCGGUGGUACGUUCUACGGUGGUGAGAUGAAGAAGGGUAUCUUCAGUAUGAUGAACUACUACCUGCCGCUGAACGGCGUGAUGGCCAUGCACGCGUCGGCCAACAUCGGCAAGGAGGGCGACACGGCCAUCUUCUUCGGACUGUCGGGCACGGGCAAGACGACGCUGUCGGCCGACCCGAAGCGCGAGCUGAUCGGCGACGACGAGCACGGCUGGGACGACGAGGGCGUGUUCAACUUCGAGGGCGGCUGCUAUGCCAAGACCAUCGACCUGAGCAAGGAGAACGAGCCGGACAUCUUCAACGCCAUCCGCCCGAACGCCAUGCUGGAGAACGUGUGGAUCGACGCCAACAACGAGCCCGACUACUUCAACUCGAGCAAGACGGAGAAUGGCCGCGUGUCGUACCCGAUCUACCACAUCCCGCACCACCAGCCCAACUCUCGCGGCAACCACCCGAACGCCGUGAUCUUCCUCACGUGCGACGCUUACGGCGUGCUGCCGCCCGUGUCGAAGCUGUCUGCUGGUCAGGCGCAGUACCACUUCCUGUCGGGCUACACGGCCAAGGUGGCGGGCACGGAGCGCGGCAUCACGGAGCCGCAGGCGACGUUCUCGACGUGCUUCGGCGCUGCGUUCAUGACGCUGCACCCGACCAAGUACGCGGACCUGCUGAAGAAGAAGCUGCAGGAGCACAACACGAACGUGUACCUGAUCAACACGGGCUGGACGGGCGGCGUGUACGGCGUGGGCAAGCGCAUGAAGCUGCCGUACACGCGCAAGUGCGUGGACGCGGUGCUGGACGGCAGCAUCAACAACGCGACAUUCGUGAAGGACCCGCUGUUCGGCUUCGAGAUCCCCACGGCGGUGGAGGGCGUGCCUUCCGAGAUCCUGAACCCGAAGGACUCGUGGACGGACAAGGCUGCGUUCGACGAGACGGCACUCAAGCUGGCCAAGGCGUUCAAGGAAAACUUCAAGCAGUUCAUCCUGCCUGGCAACGACCUGUCGGUGUACGGCCCGAACGUCUAAGUAGCCGAGUGGUUCUCCUUGCUUCGUAGUAGCUAGCUAGCAUAUGCGUGUACUCUUCAUCAAACUCGACUAAAUAUAAAGGAAAAGCAAAUGUGAAAAACGAUCAAGAAGCAGGGUGCACAGCAAUUCGUCACUCAGUUCGAGGCAAGUUGAAGUGGGUGUACACUCAGACGGCGAUUGGUCGGCAUUUCCACGAAUGGGAAUGCACGCAUUUGGGGCAACUUAAGCGUCGAUUUGAAGAGCAAAUUGCUUUUGGGUCUGAGUCCAUUGAGCGUGUCGUAGCUGUUAUCAAGAUACCCA